AUGGAAGACCCGAAAUCUCUCAAGUCUGUCUUUGCCCAGGCCGAAGAACGGCGACUGGCUCUCGAGGGCGCCUUCGAGGUGACAGACCCCAGCUACCGCGAUGUCCUCUCCAACGCAAUAGACGAGUACACCGAGUGCUUGGAGCUCAUCAGCCAGUUGCGCAUGUUCAGUCCCAACGAGACCCUGGAGGACCUGUCAACAUCCGAUCUUCCCUAUCUGCUGGUGCACUACCACCUCGCCGAGCUCAUACAAAAGGUCCACACCACUUCGCCAGUGGGCCGCAAGACAGUCCUCGAAAAGUCUCGCCACUGCUAUGAGCGCUUCCUCUACAUCAUCGACAGCUACAGCCUUCUGGAGCCACAGUACUCCAAAAUGCUAGAAGCCUACAGCGAAGACCCGUCCUCAUUCUCCACAACGCCCUCGUCCGACCCAGCAGCCCGCCGCAACUCCAAGAUCGCAAACUUCAAAGCCGAGCAGGCCCUCAAGCAGAAGCUUGCAUACCUGAGGAGGAACCCUUCCUACGGCGACCCAGAUGAAGAGGACGGCCUGGGUGGAGACGAGGAGAUUGUGCGACAGGUACAUCUUGCAAACCUCGGCCUCUGCAUCCACCUAGCAUUCCAGGCCCUGGAGUCUCUGAACCGCGAGGCCGAUAUCUUGGCCCAAGCACCCACACCUUUACUUCCCCAGGCCACUACAGUCGAGGAUGACGAGCGGCGGCGGCGUGAGGACCUCAGGCAUGAGGGCUAUUCCGACAGACUUGACAGGCCAUUCAAGAGGUUACAGAGUUUCAACGGGCCACUGUUGAGCAAGGAAGGCAAGCCCGUGCAACCAUUCACGAUCGUGGGGACGAGGCAGGAUCUGGCCAAACAGGUGUUCAGGCCGGGACAUAACUUGCCGACGAUGAGUAUCGACGAGUACCUGGAAGAGGAAAAGCGGCGAGGAGGAAUCAUUGAGGGAGGCGGUGAGGCCAGUGGGAGGCAGCCGGAGCCAGACGAAGACAACUAUGAGAAAGCGGAUGCGGAAACCAUGAAGGCACGGGCAUGGGACGAAUAUGUGGAGGCAAAUCCAAAAGGCAGUGGCAACACGUUGAAUAGGGGGUAG
This is a messenger RNA of Diaporthe citri, 1101 nucleotides long. RefSeq lists its product as uncharacterized. The transcript has a single exon. Gene Ontology annotation, cellular component: cytosol. Bases 1 to 1101 code for a protein of 366 amino acids. The record is from RefSeq and is a predicted model, not a curated record. Gene Ontology annotation, biological process: regulation of signal transduction; regulation of dephosphorylation. Gene Ontology annotation, molecular function: protein phosphatase 2A binding. NCBI's taxonomy places the organism in Eukaryota, Fungi, Ascomycota, Sordariomycetes, Diaporthales, Diaporthaceae.